This is a messenger RNA of Planococcus citri (citrus mealybug), 2543 nucleotides long. RefSeq names its product piggyBac transposable element-derived protein 3-like. The record is from RefSeq and is a predicted model, not a curated record. The transcript has a single exon. Bases 127 to 2091 code for a protein of 654 amino acids. NCBI's taxonomy places the organism in Eukaryota, Metazoa, Arthropoda, Insecta, Hemiptera, Pseudococcidae.
GAUGACCUGUGUUCUUCAUCUCGUAUUGCUACCAAAAUUAUUCCAUCCAUAGAACAACCAAGCUGCAGUGGACUGCAAACAAUUGCACAACGAGUAAGCAAUUUUAAUCAGUUAUGUGAGAACGAAAUGCCCAACUUGACCAAAUCAGUUAUUCAUAAAGCAAACAAAAGAAAAAUUACUCAAAGUGAGAAAAAUCACUCCGAAAAUUUUGUGGAAAAAGACAUGCCUAGAAUGAAAACUCGUCGAUCAACUCCUUCUGAAAAAAAUAAUGAGAAAUUGGUACCUAUCUCCAAUAAUAAGAAGCUUCAGUCAUCUAGAAUUUCUACCCAAAAGAACGUCAAAGCAAUACCUACUAAAAUGAAAAAAAAGUCACCUCAAAAACAACAAUCUACUGACAAUGCUGUUCAAAAAAUUCGUCGCUCAUCUAGAAUUUCAAAAACUAAAAAUAUUUCGAUUGUUGCAAAAAUCUCUCAAAAUGUACCUGCAAUUGUUAAAAAAGUCAAACCCUCUGAAAAAUUGAAAUUGAAAAUGAAGUGGACAAAUGAAAAUUUUGAAGGACAAGUAAAUGAAAGGCUUCUCGAAAAUCUGAACACAGACAUUGUUUCUGAUGAAUUUACACCUUUGCAAUACUUUCAAAUGUUUUUUGAUGAAAACUGUGUAAAUUUAAUUGUAGAUCAAACUAAUCUGUACAGUACUCAGAAAAAUGAUGGUAAAUGUAUCAACACUGAUGCCAAUGAAAUAAAAAAUUUUCUUGGCUUGCACUUAUUGAUGGGUAUAAUGAAAAUGCCAUGCUACAGAGACUACUGGAGUGAGAAGUUUCGAAUUGAGAAAAUUGCCGAUGUAAUGCCUUUAAAAAGGUAUGAAUUGCUACGAAGUGUUGUGCAUUUUGUGAACAAUGAUGAUUCUCACUUGUAUGAAUCAGAUCGUUUCUAUAAAGUUACACCAAUACUACAAUUGAUCAGAAAUAAUUGUUUGAAAGUUCAGCCUGAAACAACAUUUUCAAUAGAUGAAAUGAUGGUGCCUUACAAAGGUAUCAAAGCUGGCUCAAGGCGCCAGUAUAUAAAAAAUAAGCCAAAGAAGUGGGGCUUUAAAAUGUUUGUCAGAGCUGGUGUAAGUGGUAUAGUCUAUGACUUUUUCCCUUAUGGUGGAGAUACUACUUUUUUUGGCAGAGCUUUCACAGAGUGGGAAGAUCAGUACUAUGGAAUUGGUCAAAAAGUUGUCGCAACUUUAUGUAAAACAAUUCCGAAUCCCGAAUUGACCAUAGUAUACUUCGAUAACUGGUUUUCUUCAGUUGAGUUGGUAUAUUAUUUACGAGAAAACUAUGGUAUUUUCUCCACAGGAACGAUUAUGGAGAAUAGGUUGAGGCAAUGUCCUCUCCAAAACGAUAAAAUUUUGAAAAAAAGAAAACGAGGAGCUUAUGAUUUUAAAACUGACAACCAAAAAAAAGUUACAGUAGUGAAAUGGUAUGAUAACAAAUGUGUAACUUUGAUAAGUUCACAUCUUGGUAUUCAUCCCUUAGAAGAAGUUAAAAGAUAUAAUAAAGAAAAAAGAACAAAAAUGCCUGUGGCAUGUCCAAAACUCAUAAAAGAGUAUAAUCAGCAUAUGGGUGGGGUAGAUUUGGCGGAUAUGCUGAUUGCACUUUAUAGAAUGAAUAUGAAGACUCAUAGAUGGUACUUCUCAAUAUUUUCUCAGCUGUUGGAUAUAUGUGUGAAUAAUGCAUGGCUUACAUACAGACGAAACAUGGAAGCAAAAAAUGAAAAAAAAAUCAUGAAAUUGAAAGAAUUUCGUAACAGCAUUGCAAACUCUCUUAUUUCUUCAAAUAAAACUAAAGUUGGACGCCCACUCACAAUGGAAGCUCAUUGCAAACAACAUGGUACACGAACCAAACAAAGUCCAAAAAUUGCACAUCCUACUCCAGAUAUCAGAUUGGAUAAUAUUGAUCAUUAUCCUAUUGUAGGAAGUUUGGGUAGGUGCCGGUGUUGUUCUAAAAAAAGAACUACAUAUUCUUGCAGCAAAUGUAAUGUUAGAUUAUGCAUAGUAAAAGACAGUAAUUGUUUUUUUAGAUACCAUAAAGUAAAAAAUGCAGUUUGAUCGAUUCAUUUUAAUGAUAAAAGUUAGCACCUACCUAUCUGUUACUUUACAUUUGUCAAUUACAUAGUUCAUUUAUGGCGAACAUUACAUACGUAUUUGCAUUUUUUUCAUUUUAUAUUUUCGUAAUAUUUAACGAUGUGCUUUGAAAUAAAAUGUUAAAUCUUCGAGUUGAGAAAAAUUAAUAGUAGCCUAGCUAUACACGCGUUUAAUUUGGUAUGGAUACGCAUCACCUACACAAACAUGCUACAUAAAACAUCGCGGCACCAAGUCACUGUACUCUUCGCAACGUACACUACAGUGCACACAUUCGGCAACAGGCAAGUUGCCCUAAUCUUCGCAACGUACACUACAGUGUACAUCUCAUAACUUGGGCCCUUUGGGUCCAAAAAUUUUUUUGUCGCUAUUUUCGUGUUCAGUGGGUCCUAAAUGGAUAGAAAAUUAUUGAAAAAAAA